This is a messenger RNA of Vollenhovia emeryi, 1103 nucleotides long. RefSeq names its product rRNA methyltransferase 2, mitochondrial (gene Mrm2). Lineage: Eukaryota; Metazoa; Arthropoda; Insecta; Hymenoptera; Formicidae. Gene Ontology annotation, molecular function: rRNA (uridine-2'-O-ribose)-methyltransferase activity. Gene Ontology annotation, cellular component: mitochondrion. Gene Ontology annotation, biological process: RNA methylation. The transcript has a single exon. The record is from RefSeq and is a predicted model, not a curated record. Bases 252 to 995 code for a protein of 247 amino acids.
CGUUGGCAGCACAGUCGUGAGAGGCAACAUGGCCGCGUCCAGGAUCUUGGUUUCGCGAUGCCGCGUCUGUUUAUCUCUCACGCGUUUAUCCUUCGAUUGAUUGCGCAAUAUGUAUACACGAGCGAUUCGCUGGGGACAUACGGACGCCUAUUCUGCUGACAAACAGAUCGUUGAUUACCGAGAAGAGUCCCGACGUCGAGCUUUCGCGGCUCAGUCAGGUUAGAUCGCACUUUUCACCAAGUAUCCCCGAGAUGAAUUCUCUCUGCAGGAGCGUCUUGCGGACAAGAGGCGUGCACACCGGCGGCGCGUUGCUCAAGGAGACCCCGCGAAACCUCAAGGGCAAGAAGCACAGCUCGCAGCUGUGGCUGGCGCGACAGCUGCGCGAUCCCUACGUGGAGCUGGCGAAGCAGGAGAAGUACCGGUGCAGAAGCGCGUUCAAGCUCCUGGAGAUCAACGAGAGAUUCAGCGUCCUCGAGCCAGGCUUGACCGUCAUAGACUGCGGUGCGGCGCCCGGCAGCUGGACGCAGGUCGCCGCCAAUCUGACCAACGCGCACGGCAAGAAGGUGGACACGCCCGUCGGCAGGGUGUACGCCGUCGACAGGCUGCCGUUCUACCCCGUGGAAGGCGCGACCAUCCUGGGGAACAUGGACUUCACGAAACCCAAGACGCAGGAGACUCUGAGCGAGCUGCUGCGCGGCGACAAGGUCGACAUUGUCCUGUCCGACAUGGCUCCGAACGCGUCCGGCAUGCGGGAGAUAGACCACGAUAACAUAAUGUUACUGGCGUACGCCGCCCUGAGAUUCGCGCUGCAGAUCAGUAAAGCGCAGGGCUCGCUCGUCGUGAAGGUCUGGGACGGCGGUAAGGCGCCGCAGUUCGAGGAGAAUCUGUCCAAGUUCUACAGCAGUGUCAGAGUAGUCAGGCCUGACGCGACGAGGGACGAGUCGACUGAGAAAUUCUUUCUGGCUAGAGGUUUCAAGGGUCUCAAGACGAGCUGACUGCGGUUGACUAGUUCGUAGGUUAACGAUAAGACUUAAAUUGUAAGAUACGAGGAUGUGCGUGGGCGGGUUUGUACAAAUAAAAGAGCACGAUAAUUUGGUAUCAUA